AAAGUUUUAAAUUUUCUUAAGUUGAGAAAAAAAGCAUUUAAAGUUGGCAAAAAACAAUUAAUGAUUAAUACUUAACUACUAUCUAAGUAAAUCAUAUACAAAUAAUUUAGAAAUAUCUAUCUAUCUCUCUAUCUAUUGAAGACUGACUUAAUUAGUUUUUUACCUAAAAUUAAAAAGCAAAAAACCUUAUUAGAAAUGGAAAUCGAUGACUAAGAGAUGAUUUUGGAAAACCAAAAUUAAUUUGAAACUGAUCAUGAUAAUAAUAUGUUUUUAGUUCCUUUUGAGUAUAAUUCCCCUUUUGGAUCAUAAAAUAAUACAGAUCAAAAAAAUAGUAGCGAUGAAAAUAUAGAAAGCGAAGAGUAGGAAUCUAAAGAAGAAACAAUAGAUUUAGCUGCAUUAAAAGCAUUGAAAGAAAUGAAGAGGAAGAAAAGGAUACAAAAAAAAAUAAAAAAAGAAAAUGACUUAGUUAAUAAAAUGACAUUUGUUAUAUAAAAUAGCGUUUCUAGAGAGUUGUUCAAAUUGAAUUGUGGAGUUUUUGUUACUUUAGAUGGAGUUCUAAGAUAUUGUUACUGUCUUACUCCGAUUAGCUUUGGAUUUUAUCCAACAAGAAUAGUUAAAAUAGAAGAAAGGCAUAAUCUAGGCAUUAUAGACAUCAAUCAUUAGAUUGAUAGACUUGUGCCAAAAAAAUCUAUUGAAGAUUGCGUUGAUCUCAUGAUGAAUAGAAAUAUAGCUAAUCUAAACAAGCAAGAACUUUGCAAUCAAUUGGCUGUUUUUGACUAACUCACUAAAUCAAUCUAUUAUUCAGCGAAGUCAUCCGAGUAGAUGAGAAGCAUCAAAGAGCAGGAAUUCAAAGAGUUUAUUUAAUGCGCUUUUGAUUACAUAGAAGAAACAUAAAAAAAUGAGAAAAAUAAGUUUUUUGUCUUUAACAUUGGCAGAUAUAAUUUUAUUGACUAAGAGGUGGAGUUAGCCCAUACAGGUAUAUCAAAAAGCUAUCUUUCUAUGCUAGGUUUGGAUUGUGCUUCUUUCAAGACAGUGAUUCUAAGAAACCAGAAAAUAGAUUUAAUUCAAGAUAAAGCAGAUGUAAUAUACUAAGCUUUAAAAGGUAUUGGUCUAAAAAUGAAAUAUAACCACAAUGAUAGUUAUACAGCUAAUAUAAAUACUUUCGAUGGCUAUCCUCUCCAAGUCUCCUAUUCAGUAAGAAAUGUCACCUUAUCUUAAAAAUUAAACGACAAAUUCGGUAGAGAGUACAUACUUUCAAUAGUACAUGCUACUUUAUCUCCACAACAAAUGUAAGGUUUAGUAGACUAUAGACAAAAGUUAAUGCAUAACUAUAAUAAAUUCUCUAUCGAUGAAUACAUUAGAAAAGAGUUAUCAUACUUCUUCGAAGACGUUGAAUAUUCAAUACAGUCCUAGCAGUUCUUAGAAAAGUAUUACAAAGAAAACCUUAGAAAUUUAUUAUCAAAAGAUGAGCAUGCUUCAAUUUUCGAUAAUCAAGAAAAAAACUCAAAAGAGUGUGGCUUUAGAGGAGUUUUUAUAUGA
Messenger RNA from Tetrahymena thermophila SB210, 1539 nucleotides. RefSeq lists its product as hypothetical. The record is from RefSeq and is a predicted model, not a curated record. Lineage: Eukaryota; Ciliophora; Oligohymenophorea; Hymenostomatida; Tetrahymenidae. The transcript has 2 exons.